This is a messenger RNA of Mauremys mutica (yellowpond turtle), 11074 nucleotides long. It is a transcript of the gene RALGAPA2, whose product is annotated as Ral GTPase activating protein catalytic subunit alpha 2. The transcript is spliced from 39 exons. Gene Ontology annotation, cellular component: nucleus; cytoplasm. Gene Ontology annotation, molecular function: GTPase activator activity. The record is from RefSeq and is a predicted model, not a curated record. Bases 286 to 6048 code for a protein of 1920 amino acids. Lineage: Eukaryota; Metazoa; Chordata; Testudines; Geoemydidae. Gene Ontology annotation, biological process: regulation of small GTPase mediated signal transduction; positive regulation of GTPase activity.
GGGAACCUCCCCCCUCAGACAUAGAGUAGCGGGGGGCGCUGCCCCCACCCCCGUAGAAGAGCUCCCCAGCCCCUUCCCCCACCGAACAGGGGUCCCUCCUGCCCCCCUCAGCAGGGGGGUGCUGCUGCUCCCUUCCCCCAGCAGAUCUCCAGCUCCCCUCACCCACUUUACAGGGGCGCUCUCCCCCCCACCCCCACGGCAGGGGGUGCUCUCCCCUUUGCCCCCUAGCAUCAGGGAGUCUCUGAUCCCCCAUCUCAGCCGCCAGGGAGUGUCUCCCCCUGCGGGAUGUUCUCCAGAAGGAGCCAUGCUGAUGUCAAGAAAUCUACACAGAAAGCUCUGGACCCAAAGAAGGACGUCCUGACCCGCCUCAAGCACCUCAAAGCGCUGCUGGAUAUUGUGGAUGGAAGUGACCUGAAGCAAUUUUUUGAGAUCAACUAUUCUCAGAUUUACUUUAUCUUCUAUGAAAAUUUCAUAACACUGGAAAAUAGCUUGAAACAAAAAGGGAAUAAAUCACAAAGGGAGGAGCUGGACUCCAUUCUGUUUCUUUUUGAAAAAAUAUUACAACUGCUACCUGAGAGGAUAUUUUAUCGAUGGCAUUUCCACAGUAUAGGGUCAGUUUUGAAGAAGCUUUUGCACACUGGAAACUCUAUUAAGAUAAGAUGUGAAGGAAUCCGACUAUUUCUUCUUUGGCUUCAGGCACUUCAGACAAACUCUGCAGAGGAGCAAGUGUUAAUUUUUGCAUGUCUAGUGCCUGGUUUCCCAGUGAUCAUGUCAUCAAGAGGUCCCUGUACACUGGAUACACUCAUUAGCCCUACUCCUAAUUUGCCUGAUGCAAAGAUUUAUCCUGAAGAAAUAACUCCACUUCUGCCAGCUGUCUCUGGUGAAAAGGUUGCUGAGGACCAAACUUGCUAUUUUCUUCAGAUAUUGUUAAAGUAUAUGGUAAUCCAGGCUGCAAGCUUAGAGUGGAAGAAUAAGGAGAACCAAGACACUGGUUUUAAGUUUCUCUUCGCCUUGUUUAGAAAGUAUUAUCUUCCUCACUUGUUUCCAUCUUUUACAAAACUAACCAACCUCUACAAACCUGUGCUUGAUAUUCCUGACUUGAGGCCAAAACCAGCGUACAUUACUGCAACUCGGAAUAAUGAAAACAUCUAUAGCACGAAAAUCCCAUUCAUGGCUGCUCGUGUUGUUUUUAUUAAAUGGCUUGUAACCUUUUUUCUCGAAAAGAAGUACUUAACUUCAAUGCAGAAUACUAAAAAUGGAGGAGAAAUGCUGCCUAAAAUCAUUCAGACGGUUGGUGGUACAACUCAAGAUAAAAACCCCGAGUUGGAAACUAGUGUGCUAUCAGAGCAAGAGAAAAAUCAUUCCAAUAGCAGCACUUUGUCUGAUAGGAGACUCAGUAACUCUAGCCUUUGCAGCAUCGAAGAACAACAUCGGACAGUGUAUGAGAUGGUACAGAGAAUUCUGUUGUCCACUCGAGGUUACGUCAAUUUUGUUAAUGAAGUAUUUCGCCAGGCUUUUUUGUUGCCUUCCUCUGAUAUAUCUGCAACACGGAAAGUGGUUAAGGUAUAUAGAAAGUGGAUAUUGCAAGACAAGCCUGUGUUCAUGGAAGAACCAGAUAAACAAGAAAAUAUUCAAGAUAAUGUGUCCAACUUGGAACAUACAGAGACAGAUUGCAAACAUCUUACUUCUGGUCAUUCUGGACAUAAAAGAUCUUCCAGUUGGGGAAGAACUUACUCCUUCUCUAAUGCUGUUAGCAGAGGAUGUAUACUAGAAGAUGAAGACAAGAACAUUAAGGCUGGUGCUCAGGCUGCAUUACAGGUGUUUUUGACGAACUCUGCGAACGUUUUUUUAUUGGAACCAUGUGCUGAAGUCCCUGUUCUCCUGAAGGAACAAGUUGAUGCUUGCAAAGCAGUUCUGAGUAUUUUUAGGCACAUGAUAAUGGAACUUUCAAUGAAUAAAAAGACAUGGGAACAGAUGUUACAAAUACUCCUGCGAAUAACAGAAGGUGUCAUGCAGAAGCCAAAGGAUAACCAAGUAAAGGACGUGUUUGCUCAAAGCUUGGCAGGAUUACUUUUCAGGACUCUUAUUGUGGCUUGGAUCCGAGCAAAUCUGAGUGUUUACAUUUCUCGAGAACUCUGGGAUGAGCUGCUCAGCAUACUGUCUUCCCUUACUGACUGGGAAGAGCUGAUAACUGAAUGGGCCAAAAUCAUGGAUUCUCUAACGGCAGUGUUAGCAAGAAUCGUGUAUGGAGUUGAAAUGACAAACUUACCACUGGAUAAACUAAGUGAGCAAAAGGAAAAAAAACAAAGAGGCAAAGGUGGCAUCUCAGAUCCUCAAAAGGCAACUACAGUGGGACGAUCAUUUUCAUUAAGUUGGAGAAGUCAUCCUGAAGUUGUGGAACCAAUGAGAUUCAGGAGUGCUACCACCUCUGGAGCACCAGGAGUUGAGAAAGCAAGAAACAUAGUCCGACAAAGAGCAACAGAAGUUGAAGAAGCUCAGCAAUCAGAAAAUACAACAGGAGCAGAGUCUAGUGGCUUCUUUGCAGACCAGGACCAACAACUAACUCGAAGCAGUAGCACUUCAGAUGUUACAGACCAAUUUAGUUCUGAUUUUUUUCAAGAUAAAAAGACUGAGAGUUCACAGAAUUUAAAUAGUUCGGAUUCCAAAUCCAUUCAAGACAAGAAGGGAUAUAUGAAGAAAGAAAAUGAAGCCCAACACGUUUUAAUACGAAGGAGCAGCAGUCCAGCUGAAUUAGAUUUGAAAGCAGACUUGCAGCAGUCACAUGGAAAUCAUACAGAAAGAGAAAUGAGUGAAAGUGUUAGCAGUGACACAUUCAUUGGCUACAAUAAUGAAGUAGAGAUCACCCUGGUCCCCUGGCAAACAUGUGAAGAAGAACAUGAAGUUAAUAUACCAACAGAUGUUUGUAUAGACGCAGAUGCUCGUCAUUGGCUGCAGCUUAGUCCUUCAGAUGCUGCAAAUUUAACAGACAGUAGCGAGUUCCUUGCUGAUGACUGCAGUAUAAUUGCUGGUGGAAACCUCAUAGGUUGGCAUCCUGAUUCAGCUGCUGUAUUAUGGAGAAGGAUCUUGGGAAUUCUUGGGGAUGUGAACAAUAUCCAGUCUCCUAAAAUUCAUGCCAAAGUUUUUGGGUAUCUCUAUGAACUAUGGUACAAACUGGCAAAGAUAAGGGACAAUCUUGCUAUAAGUUUGGACAACCAGUCUACACCCUCUCCUCCUGUUUUAAUUCCACCUCUCAGAAUAUUUGCAUCAUGGUUGUUCAAGGCAACAACCUUGCCAAAUGAAUAUAAAGAAGGCAAACUUCAAGCAUACAGGUUGAUCUGUGCUAUGAUGACUAGGCGCCAAGAUGUUUUGCCAAAUUCUGAUUUCCUAGUGCAUUUUUAUCUCGUGAUGCACAUUGGCUUAACUAGUGAAGAUCAGGAUAUUUUAAAUACCGUCAUAAAACACUGCCCAUCUUGCUUUUUCUUCUUGGGUUUACCUGGUUUUACAAUGCUGAUAGGAGACUUCAUCACAGCUGCAGCCAGAGUCCUUAGUACAGACAUGUUGGAGGCCCCUCGCUCAGAAGCUCAUACCAUUCUUGGUUCUCUUGUUUGCUUUCCAAAUAUCUACCAAGAAAUCCCUCUAUUACAACCCAUCCCUGAAGCUGAUGAAAUCAUCACAGGAGCUGCAGAUGUUAAAUGUUACCUCAUAAAUAUUCUAUUGAAGAAUGCCACAGAUGAGCCCAGUGAAGCUGCAAGGUGUAUAGCUGUUUGCUGCCUUGGAGUUUGGAUAUGUGAAGAACUAGUACAGUGCACAAACCAUCCUCAAGUGAAGGAUGCAAUAAAUGUUAUAGGUGUAACACUAAAGUUUUCUAAUAAACUGGUAGCUCAGAUAGCCUGUGAUGUUCUUCAACUGCUAGUUUCUUAUUGGGAAAAGCUUCAGAAGUAUGAAUCCUCUCUAUCCAGGAAAAUUACUGAAAUUCUCGUGGCCACCAUUGCAUUUCUUUUGCCAAGUGCUGAAUACUCCUCUGUAGAAACAGAUAAAAAGUUUAUAGUUUCUUUAUUACUUUGCUUGUUGGAUUGGUGCAUGGCACUACCAAUGAAAACCUUACUAGAGCCAGUAUCUACUGUUCUGGAAGAUCAACAUUCCUCUGAAGCUCCCUUACUGGAUUACAUAUAUAGGGUGUUGCAUUGUUGUGUUUAUGGCUCAAGCACAUAUACGCAGCAAAGCCAUUACAUACUGAGCCUUGCAGAUCUCUCAUCUAAUGACUAUGAUCCAUUUUUGCCAUUGGGAAAUGUCAAGAAUUCUGAGCCAGCACACUCCCAUUCCACCCCAGAUUUGGGAAAUCUACUCACUGUUGUUGAGGAAAAAAGAAGAAGAAGCUUGGAAUUAAUACCUCUAACUGCCCGGAUGGUUAUGACACAUCUAGUAAACCACUUAAGUCACUAUCCCCUCAGUGGAGGACCUGCCAUUCUUCACAGCCUUAUUAGUGAGAAUCAUGACAACUGUUAUGUGGAAUCUUCUGAGCUGUCUUCAGAAGUCUUCAGAAGUCCAAACUUGCAGUUAUUUGUAUUUAAUGACAGUACUCUUAUAUCUUACCUUCAAAUUCCUGCAGAAACAACCGUGGAUACUGAGCCAGCAGGAGCCCUCUCAGAUGUAAGAGUAAUUGUCAGAGAUAUCUCAGGGAAAUAUUCUUGGGAUGGCACAAUAUUAUACGGACCUUUGGAAGGCUGUCUAGCACGUCAGACUGGAAAUAAUUCAUUUGUGGUUUCGGGCAGUCAUGAAGGGCAAUUUGAGGCCCAGACAGACUUCUCUCAAACAGAAGAAGGAGAGGAUGCUCUUGACGAAUUGCUAGAAAAGAUUGGUAAUACUAGUCCUGAAUGCCUUUUACAUCCACAGCUAAAAUUAAAUGAGCCAUCACCACCCCCAUUUGGUAUGAGCCAUGAUCAAGAGAAUGAGAUCAUAGAAGCCAUAAUAAGGCAGAGUGCCCAAGAAAAAGAGCAUGUACAUAAAUGCAGCUCCAAUUUUGAUAUGAAAGUAGCCAGUGAAGAAGAACCAAGUUCUGCUGAACCACAAGCACCAUUUUAUUUCUGUAGGCUGUUGCUAAACGACUUAGGAAUGAAUUCUUGGGAUAGAAGAAAAAGCUUUCAUCUACUUAAGAAAAAUUCUAAAUUAUUGAGAGAGUUGAAAAAUCUUGAUUCCCGUCAAUGCCGUGAAACUCACAAGAUUGCAGUGUUUUACAUUGCAGAAGGACAAGAGGACAAAUGCUCAAUAUUGUCCAAUGCAAGAGGCAGCCAAGCAUAUGAAGAUUUUGUUGCUGGAUUGGGCUGGGAGGUUGAUCUUUCAACACAUUGUGGAUUUAUGGGUGGUCUGCAGCGUAAUGGCAGCACAGGACAAACAGCACCGUAUUAUGCUACCUCUACUGUGGAAGUCAUUUUUCAUGUUUCCACAAGAAUGCCAUCAGAUUCAGAUGAUUCACUGACCAAAAAGCUUCGUCACUUGGGAAAUGAUGAGGUUCACAUCGUCUGGUCUGAGCACACCAGGAACUACCGCAGGGGUAUUAUACCAACAGAUUUUGGAGAUGUUUUAAUUAUUAUUUAUCCAAUGAAGAAUCACAUGUUUUUCGUAGAGAUAAUGAAGAAACCAGAGGUCCCAUUUUUUGGUCCUCUCUUUGAUGGAGCAAUAGUGACUGCAAAACUGCUGCCAAGCCUUAUAUGUGCCACAUGCAUCAAUGCCAGCAGAGCUGUGAAAUCUCUCAUACCCCUCUACCAGAGCUUUUAUGAGGAAAGAGCUCUGUAUCUUGAAGCAAUAAUCCAGAAUCACAAAGAAGUAAUGACAUUUGAGGAUUUUGCAGCUCAGGUCUUUUCUCCCUCUCCUAGCUACUCUCUCAGUGGAACUGGCUGUCUCGCUAUGAGUGCGAGUGCUGAUCUUACUGUAACCACUGGAAUAGAGUUAGCAGAGCAGACCUCUCCAACACUACACCAUGCCACCAAAAACAAAGCCUCUGGGAAACUUCGUCGCUCUGCUAGUGCUCUCAGCAAAUCUUCAAAUUAAAGCACUUUGGAAGGGGAAGCCCAUUCAAGGGAAUUUGAAAAACAAAAUCAGAAUAAAAUCAUUUACUGUAUCAAUGGAACAUUGCUACAUGCUUUGGAUGAGCACAUAAGGAAGUAACUUCCCUUAUGUUGCAAAACUUAAACUAUUGAUGGACAGCUGUCACUUGAUUUACCCAUUAUGCAUUACACUUGAUUAUUGUUGUCACCGAAAUAACUAUGUCAAAACUGGAUCUUUUUCAAUGUGUGAGGCAUUUAACUGAUGUGGGGUAAUUCACUUGUUUUCCCUUAAAAUCUGUAGAUGCAAGUACAGCUAUCACAGGAAGAGGAUGCAAAGCAAGUAUUGAAACCAGUUAUUUAAUUUAUCUUCAUUGUGUUGAUCAUUUAAUCAUUCCAAUUAUAGUUUUAACACUUGUGUGUAUAUUAGCAAAUUUUGUCUAAUUGGAAAACAAGUUUUCAUUUAAUUAAACAUAUGAUGGACUUUUUCUCUUAAGUGUGGGUGAAUGACUUGGGUUCUUUUCAGUAUGUCAUCAAGUGUUCCCUUCCUGUUCUGUUUUGAAUUGAUACCCCAGUACAGUUUUUGUGCAUAAAAACCAUAAGUAUCAAAUAACUGGUUUAGGUAAUUUAUUUGUAAUUUAGGAAAGUGCUGCCAAUUGCAUAAAUCACCAAGACCUGGAUUAAAGUCACUUGGCUCAAUCUUGCCCUUUUAUUCAGGGGUGCAUGUCCCCAUACAUUUAGUAAAAUCCUCACAUUCAGCUUGCGCUGACCCUUGCAGGAUUGGGCCCUUUGUGGGAUGCUGCAUAUUAACAUACCCAGAGAGCAGACUUAAGACUCCUGCAUUCUCUCUCUUAGUGUUUAUUAUAACCAUCACAUGCCAGUGCUGCUAAACGUAAGGGUUUGCAGUUUUGGCAUUAUUGGUAUCUAUUAACAAAGAUUCAUACUUAUACCAUAAAAUGUAAUACAGGUUAGAUGUUAACAUGUACAAUUUGGUUCAAACCAUUUAAUUUAUAUCUGUCCAUUUAUUUUUUGAUAGAAAUCUUCUUUUGCAGCACUAUCUUUGGACAUAGGGUCAUUCUGUCAUAUGAAAUGCUGCAUGUGAUUUAAUGCAUAAUGUGAGCUAAUCACCUUUUUUCUGUGUGUGUGUAAAAAUAAAAUGACCAGUGAUUUCAUUUAGAAAAGCGAAUAUUGCACAUUUGCAAUAACUACUUUUCACCCAGAUUUGUAUAACUGGGAACCAGUACAUAUCCUGAGUAGCCACACUGACAUAGUACAUCAGCACGGCAAUAAUCUGCAAAUUAAAGUAUCCCUAAUUGGUCUUAGAUAUUGUAAUAACCUUCCAAGGACACAUUACAUUGUGUUCUUUUGGUGAUCUGCAUAUUGUGCAAAUGUUUUGGAUAUAAAAAAACCUCAGUACAAUUUCAGUGAAUAGUGGGUUUGAGGAGUUAAGGGGAAUUUUUUGUACUUUUAGAAAAUUAAUAUUACCAUAAAAGCAAGGAAAAUAAGAGACACAUACUGUAACCACUUAAACACUUAAUAGAAGGUAGGGAAUUCAGAUUUAAGGCUGAAAUUCUGUCCUCCAUUAUGACUCUGUAUUGCAAAGGUCUCUAAACAGAUGUUGAUUUUCCAUAUAAUAAUGCUGUAAUACCUAGGAACAACAGGGUAUGAAAUGGGUGGAGUUUCAAAACUGAAUUUCCUGACCCUUUUUUGGUUUGGUGGAGGGACAGGGAGUAGUUGUCAGACACCUAACUUACAGUAACGUUUGUUUUUUGACAUUUUGGCUACUAGUGUUAGUAUAUAUGCCUGAUUUUUGUAUCAUACCCCUGUAACCUUCCUAAUCUUCCUCAGGUCUAGUUAACAUAGUCUCUGUUUGUUUGUGUUUAUUAAGCUGGAUGCACACCUGAAAAACUUAAUGUGACGUCUUACCUGAACUGAAGGGGAGCUACUUUAAGUGAAGCUAAAUGCACCAUUGGGUAGCCAUUAUUAUUUGGGCUUUUUGUUGUUGCACUCAGUUUCUGUGUAUACGUUAAGUGAAUGUUUAUUUUCACGUUGACAGUGAUCUAUGCUUAUUCUCUGUAAAUAAUUAAUGCUAUUUGAUAAAUCUUUACAGUAAUAUUAAGUUAUAGCUUGGCAUUUUGUUAUUGACUUUAUGUAUUAGUUUAUUUGGUUCUAGUGGCAACCAAUUUAUCAGGAAAAAUUAAAAUGGGAUGCACUCAUUAUCCAGAGCAGAAACUAGAAAUUGUUGCUUGUGAUGUUAGUACAUAGUCUACACUAGCUAGCAUGUACAGGUAAAUGCAGCCAGCCUCCUGACAGAGGGCAUAAUUGAAUUGCUGACAUUUCAGACUGCCAUUUGACUUUGUGGUCAAACCUUGUUCUUUGCGUCUUCCUGAUUGUGUGUCUAUAAAGUAAGUUAGAAAAAAAUGUGUAUUGCAUUAUCUAAUGUGUUUUCAUUUUAAUCAUUGUUGGGUAAGGAGGCCAUGACUGUGCUUAGUUACCCAGUAAAAUGUGUGUCAAAUACACACCACAUGGAGUAGCUCAAAGAGCAUUUUUCUGAAUGAGACAAGAUCUUUCCUUCUAAAAUGACACCAAUCUCUAAUGCAGGGAAGAAUGAAGUGCAGAAUUAUUAUUUCCCUGUUAUAUAAAUAACGUAUUUUCUCUUUUUAAAAAGGAAAAUUAGAAUCUGAGGGUUUUGGUAGUAUAAAACAAACAAUAAACCAUUUUUUAACUCCUCAGAAAUCAAUUAAAUCUCAGUUCACUGCAUAAUUCUGAUUAAAAAUAUGUUAAAUGUAUCUUUGUGAUAUAUACAGCUACUCUGGUCCUUUGUUUAGAUGCCAGGUUAAAACAAGGUACAUUGAUCCUGUGGCAAUGGAUUUUAUUUCCAGUAUUGCAAUAGUAAAUGUAGAUUUUAAUGCACUGUAUGAAUAUGGAUACAGUAGAGUGUCAUUUGCUUACCCGCACCAUGUCUGGUGUACGUGGUAAAACAAUGUAACUGACGCGUAUCUGGCAUUCAUGUAACUGAAGCUGAGCAGCAGAAUAGGCUGUAAGCAGGAAGAACCCCUAACGUGGGGGUGUAAGGUAGGAUGUGGGAGGAUAAAUUGGACACCUGCUGAAUACCAAAGAGCUAUACCUUUUUUCUGCCCCACUUACACCAUUCUUAAGCCACUGCUGAAUUUGGCCCAUUGUAGACUUCAGACAGACAAGUACACUGCUAAUCCAUAAAAGUACAGAGGAUCAGACUGUUCCAUCACAUCUGCAUGUGCAGGUCCUUAAGAAGUCACCUGACAGGAUGAUCCGGCCCAUUUUUUAAGAGUGUAUUGUACUUUACGAAUGAGCUGGUUUCUGAGAGAUGGAAGUUUCUGUUUGUUUAGCUUUUAUCAGUGAAAACUAUUUGGCUACCCAGCAACAUACUUGCCUGGUUCAGGUUCCAUUUGGCAUAAUAAAACACCACCAACUAGAUUUAAUUUAAUCUAAGGACAAUUCACUCCCUGCCCCUCUUCAUAACAGUAUUUGUAUUUCCGUAGGGUUUCCUAGAAAUUUGAAAGCUAAUGUUACAAAUACGCUCAUUUCAAUAUUCAAGGGAAAUCUCCAGAACAUCUUCAGUACCCAAUGACAUGAGAGGACGCCAAUUAAUCCUUCCAUACAGGGACAAGAAUAGUAGUGUCUAAAAAUAGUUUGUAAAACUUGGGGGUGAGGGGGUCACCUUUUUUAAAAUCAUGAGACUAAAGAUAUUUUUCAGUUUGUGUUGGACCAAACUCUACAACACCUGUGGCUGAAAAUUCUCUCCUACUCCAGUUCUCUUGACUCUUUGCUUCAUAGUACCCUUAACUGGGGAAAUAAAAUACUCCAGAAGUGUGCACUGUUGUGAUGCAAGACCUUAUUACCAUAGUGCAAUUCCAGUUGUCAUUUGGCUAAAGUGUGGUAGAGGAUAUAUCUUUACCAUUCAGUUGUCAGUAAGAUAAUUUACAAGAACAAGACAUCCAGGAAUUUUUAUUCGCCUAGAUAUACCUUCAUAUGUGUUGGGUAGAUACCUUCCCCAAAGUGUAAGGGUAGUCAUAUAGUAUAAGAGAAUUGUGCUUAUGUAAUAUUUCUUUUGUACAUGCUUGUAUUCUAAUGAUGGAGGGGAACAAUCAUGAUAUCUUUAGAAAACUCAGGAACCUUCCCUCCUUCAAAAUGCGUCAUUCUUCAUAGUGAAGGGGCAAUUUUGCAUCCUCUGUACUAGUAAAGCAGGAAAAUUGUGAGUCUUCUAAAAAUGCCUCCAGGAACCAGUAAGAUACAACAUUUGAACGUCUCCACUCAUUAGGAAGGGAGUCUGUUUUCCUAAUGUACAGCUGGUUAUAAUUCAGUGGGUCUCAAACUUUUUUACUGCUGACUCCUUUCACACAGCAAGCCUCUGUUACAAACUUCUGCUCCUCUUUUUAAUGUAUUUAACACCAUUAUAAAUGCUGGAGGCAAGCAGGGUUUGGGGUGGAAGUUGACAGCUUGUGACCCCCCAUGUAAUAACCUCGCACCCCCCUGAGGGGUCCCGACCUGCAGUUUGAGAACCCCUGGAUUACGUGGAUAUUUUCACAACAGUGGCUUUGCUUUUAUCACAGGUUAUAAAGUUAUGGCUCCUGUUGCCUUUACUAGAAAAGGAUGCUGGAAAAGCUUUAGUCUUUUAUAUGUUCUCCUAUUGGGCCCAUCUGUAAUGUCCAGUAUACGGAACUGUGCAGAAGCAGGUGAAGUGGAAAUGGCUGUGCUUUGUAAUUUUCUUGUCUCUGAACAUACCAAACAAUCUUCCCAGUUGAUCAUCCUCAUGAAAGUCAACCAGUGGAAUUUCAGAAAAUAAAUUGUCCCCCUCUGAGACUGGAUUCCAACAUGUCAUGAACCACACUAAAUCCUUUACUACUCUAAGGUCUCGGUGAGGAUCAGAUCUAAGUGCAGGUGCCCAAAGAUGUGAUGAUGCAGAGAGCCUUCCCUUCCCUUCCACUCCUGGGCAGGAGCCAAGGAUAAUCCCAUUGGAGAGCACAGGCACUGCGUCCAGCUCAUGCUGAAAG